Molecule: messenger RNA, 1090 nt
Organism: Mercurialis annua (annual mercury)
Lineage: Eukaryota; Viridiplantae; Streptophyta; Magnoliopsida; Malpighiales; Euphorbiaceae
Product: RING-H2 finger protein ATL5-like
Exons: 3
Coding region: 256-861 (201 amino acids)
Source: RefSeq, a predicted model, not a curated record
UUUCAUUUGGCUCUCAUCCUAACCAUCCAUUUUAUCUUUCAUUUCACUUUGAGUCCACCCAAAGCCAUUUCUAUUCCAUUUGGGUCCCUAAUUUUUGUUUCUUGAUUCUUCUUCUUUUUUAAUUCUACCAUUCAAGAAUCAAUCAAAUCUUGAUCUGGGUUUUUCAUGGGUCUUCUGGUUUUUCUUUGUUUUUCUUGAAGAGUUACUGGUGUGUUUUUUAUUCGGUAUCUGUUUGAAUUUGAAAAUAGUCAGCAGAUGUUAGGUUCAGGCAUGAAUUUGAUCACUACUGUAAUUGGGUUUGGGAUGAGUGCCACUUUUAUUGUGUUUGUUUGUACGAGAAUUAUCUGUGGUAGACUUCGAGCUUCUGAAUCUAGGCAAAUGUUUGAAAUUGAAUCCAGGAUUGACCUUGAACAGCCAGAACACCAGAUUAGUGGUCUUGAACCAGUGAUGGUUGCUGCAAUUCCCACUAUGAAGUUCAGCCGUGAGGCAUUUAGUUCUGUGGAAGAUGCACAGUGCUCGAUAUGUUUAGGAGAAUACCAAGAAAAGGAAGUGUUACGGAUCAUGCCCAAAUGCGGUCACAACUUUCAUCUAUCUUGCAUCGAUGUUUGGCUAAGGAAACAAUCCACAUGUCCGGUUUGUCGAUUCCCAGUACAAGACUCUUUGGAAGCAAAGCAUAUGAGACAAGCAACAUUGAGUAUGGUCCGGUCUGUGGAUAGUCCUGAAACAUCAACUGAAUUUUCUCGGCAGUGGCUACUGCCUGGUCAUGAGCGUUCAGUAGAGAACAGUAGCAACCAAGUGCAUCUUGCCCCUGUUUCUGGCAACCUAGAAGCUGCUUCUGCAGAACCACAGACGAGAUUUUGACGAAGCAAAGAUAUCGGUGAAGUAUUCAUUCCUGCAAAAUAUCUUACUUGUGCUUGAAGCCAACUUUAUACUGUUUUAGAGAUUGAAUCUUUGUUGGCUCAUACACAUACAGCUUAGAUUUUGUGUAGAUUAUUUGUACAUAAAAUUCCUACACUCUUUUGUAGCAUGGUGCCCAGAAUCUAUUCUUUUGUGACAAAACUUUAAUAAAGUUGAAGAAGUUCGAUCAGCA